AUGGCACCCCUCGCGAACCAGAAGACUUACAAGCUCAACAACGGCGUCGAGAUCCCCGCCGUUGGCUUUGGCACCUUUGCCAACGAAGGCUCCAAGGGCGAGACCUACAAAGCUGUCACCCACGCGCUCGAAACCGGCUACCGCCACCUCGACUGCGCAUGGUUUUACCAGAACGAAGAAGAAGUUGGCGAUGCAGUACGCGACUUUCUCAAGGCCAAUCCCUCCGUCACACGCAAAGACCUCUUCAUCUGCACAAAAGUGUGGCAGCACCUGCACGAGCCGGACGAGGUCGAAUGGAGCUUCAACAGCUCGCUGCAGAAACUGCAGAUGGACUACAUAGAUCUUUUCCUUGUUCAUUGGCCAAUCGCCGCGGAGAGCAACUCUGAUCACAUGCCCAAGCUCGGCGCAGACGGAAAAUACAUCAUCAAGAAAGACCUGACCGAAAACCCCGAGCCCACAUGGCGCGCCAUGGAGGCGCUCAACAAAGCCGGCAAAGCCAAGGCCAUCGGCGUCUCCAACUGGACCAUCGAGGGUCUGAAGCAGCUCAUGAAGUUCGCCGAAAUCAAGCCUGCGGUCAAUCAAAUCGAAAUCCACCCCUUCUUGCCCAACACCGAGCUCGUCAAGUUCUGUCUGGAUAACGACAUCAUGCCCGCGGCUUACUCGCCGCUCGGAUCGCAGAACCAGGUGCCUAGCACCGGCGAGCAGGUCCGGACGAACCCGAAGCUCAAUGAGGUUGCGCAGCGCAGCGGACAUGAUCUCGCACAGGUACUGCUUGCGUGGGGCUUGCAGCGCGGAUACGUCGUGUUGCCGAAGAGCUCGACGCCCAAGCGUAUUGAGAGCAACUGGCUCAUUCCCGAGCUGAGCAAGGAGGACUUUGAGGCUGUGAAUGAGGUUGCCAAGGGCAGACAUACCCGCUUCGUUAACAUGAAGGACACCUUUGGUUACGAUGUCUGGCCAGAGGAGGCCAACGGGGAGCUCAAGGCAUAA
Messenger RNA from Parastagonospora nodorum SN15, 987 nucleotides. RefSeq lists its product as hypothetical. Lineage: Eukaryota; Fungi; Ascomycota; Dothideomycetes; Pleosporales; Phaeosphaeriaceae. Bases 1 to 987 code for a protein of 328 amino acids. Gene Ontology annotation, cellular component: cytosol. The transcript is spliced from 2 exons. Gene Ontology annotation, molecular function: aldose reductase (NADPH) activity. The record is from RefSeq and is a predicted model, not a curated record.